Paramacrobiotus metropolitanus is the source of this 2572-nucleotide messenger RNA. Its product is annotated as guanine nucleotide-binding protein G(i) subunit alpha-like. The coding region runs from base 1140 to 2201 and encodes 353 amino acids. Gene Ontology annotation, cellular component: heterotrimeric G-protein complex. Gene Ontology annotation, molecular function: GTPase activity; G-protein beta/gamma-subunit complex binding; GTP binding. The transcript has 4 exons. NCBI's taxonomy places the organism in Eukaryota, Metazoa, Tardigrada, Eutardigrada, Parachela, Macrobiotidae. Gene Ontology annotation, biological process: adenylate cyclase-modulating G protein-coupled receptor signaling pathway. The record is from RefSeq and is a predicted model, not a curated record.
AAAAAUGUACAAACAAACACCGUCGUCUUAUCCUGAAAGUCGGUGCCAUGACCGACAUAGCACAGCACGUCUGACGUAAAAAGCUUUCUGAUAUGGCAUCAGCAUAUGAUACAGAAGACAGACACUCGCAUGUUUACUCUUGUUGGUGUUUUAUCCAACGAAGCUUUUGCACAAAAAAAUCUUACACGCACGCUCGCUUGCACUAAGGGCGGUUACGACCUUCUAUACUAGUAUUAUCAAGUCUUACACUCUUACAUUAAACUUAAAGUGCAUGCAGCACUGCACAGUGCAAACAGCUUCGGUGCUCGUCCCGGGAUCUCACAAAUUCCCAUUGUCGUGGACUCGUGCGCCAGUCCUAAACAUCACGGCUGAUCUAAUCCUCCUGGAGGGAUUAGGUGAUGUUUAGGUGUGCGCCAGAGAAAAAGGAGCAAAACAAGGGGGAUUUAAGUUACUAGUUUAGCCCACGCUAACCACGCCCUCCGAAUCUAACAUGCACAUCGCACACCUGUGCAUGUGGGGACGAAUGUGCAUAUUUGCUGAUUCAACAAAAAGUCAGUCGACCUAUUGAAAACAAGUUUCGCCGUUUCAAUCGUAUAACGGCUAAAAAUUUAUUCUCGGAUCAGCGUCGUACGAAUUUCUCGCUGCUGCAUAUCAUUUAAGUACUCAAUUUAUUGCACUCAAUAACGGCGGAAUCUUGAGCGAGAAAUUUGCUAGGAACUGAAUGUUGUUAGGGAAGACGGUCGAAGUUCCAACGGCGGAGCACUCCGUUGCAACAGGUAUUGGAGCAACAGUCAACAGGCUUCAGUUUCACCGGAUGUAAUUCAGAUCUGUUUUUUGUAAUUCAGUUUCACGAAAACUGACUAUGCGGUUCAGUUUGAAUAUUCGAUUCAUUGGAUUGCCCCAGGAGUUCUCGAAGUGAUUGAAGUGCGGAAGGUGAAAAGUGGACAGCUUGAGUGGGGACAGCGUUGGCUAUAUUCAAACCUUGCAGAAUUAGCUAUUAUUUGGAUUGAUGAGCAUAUUAUUCUGCUCAUCAGUUGAGUGAUUGUAUGCCCACUUUACCACUUAUCUAUUAAUUGUUCGAUUGGGUCCAUCCGUGUCGGACUCGUUCCACGCUUUGCGGGCCUGAGCUGGCAUAAAAAAUGGGUUGUGCCCAAAGUAUCGAAGAUAAACAAGCCGUGGAGAAAAGCAGACAGAUCGAUCGGGGAAUACGGGCGGAUGAAGUACGUCGCAAUCGAGAAGUUAAACUGUUGCUUCUCGGUGCUGGUGAAUCAGGGAAGAGCACGAUUGUCAAGCAGAUGAAAAUUAUUCACGAUCACGGCUAUGGCGAGUCGGAAUGUCUCAAUUACAAAGGCGUCGUGUACAAUAAUACGAUUCAGUCUUUAAUGGCCAUCAUUCGGGCAAUGGGUCAGUUGCGUAUUGAUUUUGCUGAACGCCAGCGAUCGGAAGAUGCGCGGCUGUUUUUCUCCAUGUGUCUGCAGCUUCAGGAUGGCGAAAUGACACCGGAAUUAGCCAUGACUAUGAAGCGAUUGUGGUUAGAUCGCGGUGUACAGGAAUGCUAUUCGCGUAGUCAAGAAUAUCAGCUGAACGAUUCAGCCAGUUAUUAUCUGAAUUCCUUGGACCGAUUAGCCAAUCCGGCGUACAUUCCCACCCAACAGGAUGUGCUUCGCACACGAGUGAAAACUACCGGGAUUAUCGAAACUCAUUUUGAAUUUAAAGGAGUUAGUUUCAAACUCUUUGAUGUCGGCGGGCAGCGAUCAGAACGCAAAAAAUGGAUACACUGUUUUGAAGGAGUAACCGCUAUCAUCUUUUGUGUAGCCAUGAAUUGCUAUGAUAUGAAGCUACAGGAAGAUGAAACGGUCAAUCGGAUGUUUGAGUCGAUGAAACUGUUCGACUCCAUCUGCAAUAAUCGCUGGUUUAUUGAAACUUCCAUCAUUCUGUUUUUGAACAAGAAAGACUUAUUCGAAGAAAAAAUUCACCGCUCACCUCUGACGGUGUGUUUUCCGGAGUACCAUGGAGGAAAUAGCUAUGAAGAGGCUUCUGCAUACAUUCAAAUGCGCUUUGAAUUGCUUAACCACAAUCCUGACAAAGAGAUCUACUCUCAUUUUACGUGUGCCACCGAUACGAAUAAUAUGGAAUUCGUCUUCGAUUCCGUAACCGAUGUUAUCAUUAAAAAUCAGCUGAAGGACGUGGGGCUGUACUGAAAAGUUGUCAGCGAAAAUCGGUUUUCUGCAUCUCAGUCUACAAACAUGUCAUGGCUAUUGGCUGUAUUAAUAAUUAAUGGUGUCGCUGUUCUUCGUUGUUAUUUAUGUACCUGGUUGUGACACAUUACAGUUGUGCUGGUAUUCUCGUGUUCCUAAUUUUGUUAACAGAAAUCUCUUCAAGGAUCAUCUCUGUAAUAUUUAUAAUUACCAUGACUUGCGCUAGCAGUGUGAGUCGUCUCUUUUUGUGGGUUAUAAUCAGUUGAUAACUUGAGCAACUGCAUUGCUGGUUUGGUAGUAAUGGUUUAUGGUUUGGUGUUACUAGUUAUUACAAUUUAGUUUUGACUCACGUCUUCUUAAAAUAAAAUACGCAA